Messenger RNA from Ornithodoros turicata, 1463 nucleotides. Its product is annotated as pre-mRNA-splicing factor RBM22-like. NCBI's taxonomy places the organism in Eukaryota, Metazoa, Arthropoda, Arachnida, Ixodida, Argasidae. Gene Ontology annotation, cellular component: Prp19 complex; U2-type catalytic step 1 spliceosome; U2-type catalytic step 2 spliceosome. The transcript has a single exon. The coding region runs from base 28 to 1248 and encodes 406 amino acids. Gene Ontology annotation, molecular function: U6 snRNA binding; metal ion binding; pre-mRNA binding. The record is from RefSeq and is a predicted model, not a curated record.
CAAUCCAAGCGAAACGGCCGCACAAAAAUGGCGACGUCAAAAAGUGCGAAUACGUAUAACCGCCUUAAUUGGGAAGAUGCAGAGUUCCCUAUCCUGUGUCAAACCUGUCUUGGGGAUAAUCCAUACGUUCGGAUGACAAAGGAACGUUUCGGCAAAGAAUGCAAGAUAUGUGCCCGUCCCUUCACAGUUUUUCGAUGGUGCCCAGGAGGACGGAUGCGCUUCAAGAAGACAGAGGUAUGCCAAACGUGCAGCAAACUGAAAAACGUCUGCCAAACUUGCCUGCUAGACCUCGACUACGGCCUUCCGGUACAGGUCCGAGACAACGCGCUUUCACUCAAAGACGAAAUGCCCAAGUCAGACGUAAACAAAGAGUACUACUCGCAAAACAUGGAGCGCGCCGUUGAAGAUACUGAACCCAAUCAACCGUACGGUGCUCUGGCGAAGGCGCAAACACCCAGCGACGUUUUAAUGAAGCUUGCACGUACAACACCGUAUUACAAGCGCAACAGGCCGCACAUAUGCAGCUUUUGGGUGAAAGGAGAAUGUAAGCGCGGCGAGGAAUGUCCGUACCGGCACGAGAAGCCCACGGACCCCGACGAUCCCCUGGCUGAUCAGAAUAUUAAAGAUCGUUACUACGGUAUCAACGAUCCCGUCGCCGACAAGCUCAUGCGCCGUGCAGCAGCGAUGCCCAAACUGGAACCACCCGAAGACCUCUCCAUCACGACGCUUUAUGUCGGCAACCUUGGAGAGAAGUUGACGGAGAAAGACCUCCGCGACCAUUUCUACCAGUACGGCGAGAUCCGGAACGUCACCAUGUUGGCACGACAACAGUGUGCGUUCGUCCAGUUCACCACUAGGGUCAGCGCGGAGAUUGCUGCAGAGAAGACCUUCAACAAGCUGAUCUUGGGCGGGAGGAGGCUGGUCAUCAAGUGGGGGCGUCCACUUUCCAAGGCUCCAAGCAUCGCCGGGGCUGGUGAGCAGUGCGAAGGAGCGAAGAGGCUGGAGCCGGUUCCAGGCCUUCCGGGUGCGCUGCCGAUGCCCCCGCAGGAACUCUCGAACAAUUAUUUCAACUUGGGCGCGGGACCGUCUUCGGGUAUGGGACCGCCACCGCCCCCGAUGAACUUUCCUCCCGGGUUUGCGGGUCCUCCGCCACCUCCUGGGAUGCCGUUCCGGCAGGCGAUACACUACCCGUCUCAAGACCCGCAGAGGUUGGGUUCGACAGGAAUGCGCGGACAGACGCAGACUUGAAACGGUCUGUGCUUCGAGCGGCUUCGCAAGUCAUGGUUCUCAGUGAUUGCAGCACAAGCCAUAACACUGAUUUCCAAAGCGUAAAAAAAAUGGUCGUUACGCUUUUUUUUUGCUACAGUUACUUUGAAAUCAACCUUGGUGAUGUCACGCAAAGUCUAACAUUUCCAUUGAUCAUUGCUCUGACGAAAUAAACAGCGUUGUACGUUCACCCUCCA